GUUGCAUUUACCUUAGCUGAACUAGAACAACAACAACAACUCCAGGCAACUUUAUUUUAGAACACGCUUCGUUGUUCUUUUCUUACGUAUACUUAACCUCCAACUCGGUACCACGGCGCACCAUGUCCGAGGAACCAAAGGACGUAAAGGGCAAAGGAAAAGAGAAGGAGAAGGAGAAGGAAACCGAAAAAGAGAGAGCUGCUAAGAAAAUUCAUACGGCAAUUGAUGGCCUCUCCAAAGACCAAGUAUCCCAACUUCUCGACCUCAAUCCCGCCCUCGCAAACGAACUCGGUAGCGGAAGCAAGGAUGAUGUCAAUUCCGCCGUUGACGCCCUCAAGCGCCUCAAUCUUCACGAUGUUAUGACGGGAUUGGCUUCAAGCGGUAAAAAUGUCAAGGAUAUGGGCGCCUACAAGUUCUGGGCCACUCAACCCGUUCCCAAGUUCGACGAAGGUGAUUCCAAUCAGCCUUUCGAGGAAGGGCCCAUUAAAAUUCAAACCGUCGAUGAGAUUCCCAAGACACCCGCACCUCUUCUCGAUGGCUUCGAAUGGACCACCUUAGACUUACUUGACGACGGCCAGCUGAAGGAGGUAUGGGAACUGCUAAAUGGACACUAUGUCGAAGAUGAUGAGGCCAUGUUCCGCUUCAAUUAUUCGACUAGUAUCCUCAAGUGGGCUAUGAUGCCGCCUGGGUGGAAAAAGGAAUGGCACCGAGGAGUUCGAGCUUCACAGUCCAAGAAGCUCGUCGCGUUCAUCGCCGCUAUUCCCGUCGAGUUGCGCGUUAGGGACAAAGUCUUACACGCCUCCGAAGUCAACUUCCUUUGCAUACAUAAAAAGCUCCGUUCCAAGCGUCUUGCUCCGGUACUUAUCAAGGAGAUCACGCGCCUGUGUAACUUAGAAGGCGUCUUCCAGGCCAUUUAUACCGGAGGGAUCGUGCUACCCAAACCCGUCAGCACUUGCCGAUAUUACCACCGAGCUAUUAAUUGGCAAAAACUGUACGAGGUCGGAUUUAGCCCCUUACCAGCAAAGAGCAAGCCCCAGCUGCAGAUCAGAAAAUAUGCUGUACCGGAACGAACUUCAAUCAGCGGACUGAGAGAAAUGCAAAAGAAAGAUAUCGGCGCUGUUCGAGAUCUUCUCACUCGGUACUUGGCCAAAUAUGAAUUAGCUGCCGAGUUUGACGAGCAGGAAGUUGAACAUUGGCUACUACACAACAAGAAAAAUGCACUAGAAGAGCAAGUCGUUUGGACUUACGUCGUCGAGGACGAGCAUAAGAAAAUCACAGACUUUAUCUCGUUCUAUUGUCUCGAGUCCUCAGUGAUAGGUCCCUCCAAACAUUCAAACGUUAAAGCAGCUUACCUCUUCUACUAUGCUACUGAAACAGGACUUACCACCCCCGUCGAUAAGGAGGCUUUGAAAGCUCGUCUUAAUUCCCUCGUUUCGGACUCUUUGGUGUUCUGCAAGCAGUACCAGUUCGACGUCUACAACGCCCUCUCUCUCAUGGACAAUGGCCUGUUCCUAGAAGAACAGAAAUUCGGUCCUGGAGAUGGCCAGCUCCAUUAUUAUCUCUUUAACUACCGAGCCAAUCCGAUAGCCGGUGGCGUUGAUAAAAGAAACCGCUUGGACCCCGAGACACUAAGUGGCAUUGGCAAAACGCAAAUUUGAGCUUAUAAGUGCUUAGCCGACCCGGACAUUGCGAUGUCUUGAAAGAGUAUAUAGACAGCGUAUGAUCCACCUCUGAUAUCCGCGGUAGAAUUUCUCGUUCAAGGGGCUCUUUAAGUGAAUCUAUUUUGCCAUGGCUAGCGAUUACAUAGUCCUACGCAGAGUUCCCCGUAUCGAAUUUUUAGGAACACCGGAUCUCGAAGCCCCAGGUUGCCUCAGGCUACCUCAGGUGCCUGUUAUUCGGAAGCAUUUUCAAAAGAAUUGCGGUAAUUAUUCGCUCGGGUAGAUGCAUUUCUAAAUGAUACCUGAAGUACAGCCUGAGAAGGCUUGAACAACUUUGAACCAAUCAAAUCUCGUGUGCCUGUCCCGAUAUGUUGCUCAAUAAAUUAGGAUCGGAAAUGCCUGUGAUGUUGCCAUAUAUAUGCAGCCAAUUGAUGAAUUCCUUGCCGUUUUAUUAAAGUAGACUUUUGUUUUUCGUGUCCUGGCCGUGGAAUAUUU
This is a messenger RNA of Daldinia caldariorum, 2153 nucleotides long. RefSeq names its product peptide N-myristoyl transferase. The transcript is spliced from 4 exons. Gene Ontology annotation, molecular function: glycylpeptide N-tetradecanoyltransferase activity. The record is from RefSeq and is a predicted model, not a curated record. Bases 123 to 1658 code for a protein of 511 amino acids. Gene Ontology annotation, biological process: N-terminal peptidyl-glycine N-myristoylation. Gene Ontology annotation, cellular component: cytoplasm. Lineage: Eukaryota; Fungi; Ascomycota; Sordariomycetes; Xylariales; Hypoxylaceae.